AUGUACAGCAUUGACACAGUGCAUACCAGCUACCUGGCUGCACAGAGCCGAGUUCGUCAGUACACUCAAUUCAUGGCACUCCUGCAGCGUGCUGAAGAAGCAUGGGCACAGAAGAUUCAAGAGAUAGGUUGUGUGGUCACGGAAGAGAAGUUGGGACACGUGUCGCUGGAUGAAACAGAGGGGCAAGUCGAUGAGCAGGAUGUACUGCUAGCGAAUACCGUUCAUACGGUGUUUGCAAACUACGCUGCAGUGCAAUGUCAAGUCCACCAGUACACCCACUUCCUGACGAUCUUAAAGCGUGAGGAAGACAUGUGGCUUCAAAGAUUUCAGAAGGCAUGUUCUGUGAUGCCGGGUUAUGAGCCUGCGAGGUAUGACCAACCUAUGAAGGGUGAUCUAAUGAAAUAG
Molecule: messenger RNA, 405 nt
Organism: Suillus fuscotomentosus
Lineage: Eukaryota; Fungi; Basidiomycota; Agaricomycetes; Boletales; Suillaceae
Exons: 1
Coding region: 1-405 (134 amino acids)
Source: RefSeq, a predicted model, not a curated record